AUGUUCAAACAGUCCAGGGUGUUACUACAGAAACCGACUUACAACAUCAUGCCUUACAAGAAUAUGUUGAGGGAUCCCUCCCUGAAAUACACCAUGUUCAAAGGCGUCAAGCUUACUGACAGAACCUGGCCAGACAAGCAAAUCACCAAGGCUCCAAGAUGGCUUUCCACAGACUUGAGAGACGGUAACCAGUCCCUUCCCGACCCCAUGUCGAUUCCUGAAAAGAAGGAGUACUUCCAGAAGUUGAUCGAGGUUGGUUUCAAGGAAAUCGAGGUUUCCUUCCCUUCUGCUUCCCAGACUGACUUUGACUUCACCAGGUACGCGGUGGAAAACGCCCCAGAUGACGUUGCUAUCCAGGUCUUGACCCAAUCCAGAGAGCACCUUGUCCGCAGAACCGUCGAGUCUGUUGUUGGUGCCAAAAAGGCCAUCAUUCACAUCUACUUGGCCACCUCUGACGUCUUCAGAGACAUUGUGUUCAACAUGAGCAAAGAGCAGGCUGUUGAGAAGGCCGUGGAGACCGCCAAGUUGGUGAGAUCCUUGACUAAAGAUGACCCUCUGAGACAGGACACCGAGUGGACCCUUGAAUUCUCGCCAGAGUGCUUCUCUGACACUCCAACCGAGUUUGCCUUGGAGAUCUGUGAGGCUGUCAAGGCCGUCUGGGAACCUACCACCGAGAACCCAUUGAUUUUCAACUUGCCCGCCACCGUCGAAGUUGCUUCCCCUAACAUUUACGCUGACCAGAUCGAGUACUUCUGCAGAAACAUCAGUGAACGUGAGAAGGUCUGUGUUUCCGUCCAUCCUCACAACGACAGAGGUUGCGGUGUUGCCGCUGCCGAGUUGGGUGUUCAGGCUGGUGCUGACAGAAUCGAAGGUUGUAUGUUCGGUAACGGUGAGAGAACCGGUAACGUUGAUUUGGUUACUCUCGCUUUGAACUUGUACACCAACGGUGUUUCUCCCGAAUUGGACUUUUCUGACAUUGAGGAAUUGAUUGCCAUCUCCGAGAAGUGCAACAAGAUCCCUAUCCACCCAAGAGCCCCAUACUCUGGUUCCCUUGUCGUUUGUGCUUUCUCUGGUUCCCACCAGGAUGCCAUCAAGAAGGGCUUCCAGAGAGCCGAGAAGAACCCAGACGACCCAAUGUGGAAGAUUCCUUACUUGCCAUUGGACCCACAGGACAUUGGCAGAACUUACGAGGCUGUUAUCAGAGUCAACUCGCAGUCUGGUAAGGGUGGUGCUGCCUGGGUGAUCUUGAGAUCCAUGGGCUUGGACUUGCCAAGAACCUUACAGGUCGAGUUCUCUACUGUGGUGCAGAACGAGGCCGACAAGGGCGGCAGAGAGUUGAAGAUUGAAGAAAUCAACGACCUCUUCAAGAAACACUACAUCUACACUGGUGAGUCCUUCAUCAAGCUUGACGACUACGAGACCACCAGAGGUAAGGGCGAGAACAACACCCGUGAGAUCAAGGCUGACUUGGUUAUCAACGGUAAGUCUGUUACUAUUUCUGGUGAGGGCAACGGUCCUAUUUCUGCAUUUGUUGAUGCUGUUGCCAAGCAGUUCGGCACUUUCUUCGAGGUGAAGAACUACACAGAGCACUCCCUUGGUGCCGGUUCUUCCGUCAAGGCCGCCACCUACAUUGAGCUUUCCUUUAUCAACUCUGCUGGUAAGCAGACCACCAGAUGGGGUUGCGGUAUUGACUCGGACGUUAGUGAGUCUUCUUUGAAGGCCAUUGUCGCCAUCCUUAACCACUUGAUCAGAGCCGGUGAGCUUAAGGUGUAA
Candidozyma duobushaemuli is the source of this 1773-nucleotide messenger RNA. It is a transcript of the gene LEU4, whose product is annotated as 2-isopropylmalate synthase. Gene Ontology annotation, molecular function: 2-isopropylmalate synthase activity. The transcript has a single exon. Gene Ontology annotation, biological process: L-leucine biosynthetic process. The record is from RefSeq and is a predicted model, not a curated record. Gene Ontology annotation, cellular component: mitochondrion. Bases 1 to 1773 code for a protein of 590 amino acids. Lineage: Eukaryota; Fungi; Ascomycota; Pichiomycetes; Serinales; Metschnikowiaceae.